AUGGAAAAGUUCCCCGAGCUGGAUACGUCCCUCGACGUCAACGGCGUGCGCGCCCCCAGCCCCUACAAGUCGCCCUCCGGAUACUCAAACGGGAGCGCGAGCGCAUCACUUUCCGAUCGCGGAAGCGCCUCCUCUUCGGCCAAGCGAGAGAAUGGCCACCACCAAUUACAUCCGCCUCCCGGGCUGGGCGGCUGGAGUAAUCACAACGGUGCCGCCCGUGGCCAUUCGCGGCAAAAGAGCCUUAGCGACGCCUUUCGCACGAUCCGCACCAGGAAUGGCAGCUUUAGCCAAAACGCCCACGAGCUCGCCGAUGCGCUCAAGGCCCCCGUAUCCCCCAAGUUGAUCAUCCUCUGCAUAACAUGGUACAUGUCGUCCGCCCUCACCAACACCUCCUCGAAAUCCAUCCUUAACGCCUUCAACAUGCCUGCGACGCUCACCCUGGUGCAGUUCGCCUUUGUCUCGACGCUCUGCAUUGCCAUGGCGUGGCUCGCCACCGUCUUCCCCAUCCUCCGCGAAAAGAUUACCGCCCUCCAGCAUCCCAUCCGACCGCCGACCCGCGACGUCGUCACGACCACGCUGCCCCUCGCCGCCUUUCAGAUCAUCGGCCACCUCCUCAGCUCCAGUGCCACAUCGCGCAUCCCUGUAUCGCUCGUGCACACUAUCAAAGGCCUCUCGCCGCUUUUCACCGUCCUGGCCUACCGAUUCAUCUACAACAUCCGCUACCCGCAGGCGACCUACCUCUCCCUCGUGCCCCUGACGCUCGGCGUCAUGCUGGCGUGCUCUGGGAAGCACGGCUUCGGCGGGCAGCUGCUCGGAGUCUUGCAGGCGCUCCUCGCCGCCAUUGUCUUCGUCACGCAAAAUAUCUUCUCCAAGAAGCUCUUCAACGAAGCCGCCAAGGUCGAAAGCGGCAUCGCGGGCACCCACUCCAAGAAGCUCGACAAGCUCAACCUGCUCUGCUACUCGUCCGGCAUGGCCUUUCUGCUCACCCUGCCCAUCUGGUUCUUCGCCGAGGGCAUCACCCUGCUGCGCGACGUGCUCCAGGACGGCGCCGUCGAGCUGAGCAACAAGCCCAACGCCUUUGACCAUGGCCGUCUAACGGUCGAGUUUGUCUUCAACGGUGUCUUUCACUUUGGCCAGAACAUUCUUGCCUUUGUACUCCUCUCGAUGGUCUCGCCCGUCACGUACUCAGUGGCCAGCCUGCUCAAGCGCGUCUUCGUCAUCGUCCUCGCCAUACUCUGGUUCCGCAGCCCGAUGACCCCGCUGCAAGGGCUCGGCAUCGCCCUCACCGUCCUAGGCCUCUACCUCUACGACCGCACGAGCGAGAGCAACAAGGCCGAUCGCAAGGCCCAGGCCCUAUCGCAGUCGUCCCGCGCGGGGACGCCGCUCCUGCCGAUUAACGAAGUGUCUUCAGGCCGCGGACGCAACGGCUUCGGCCAACCGCCGCCCGCCCGCCCCAUCUCGCAAGGUUACGGAUACUUUGGCCCAAGUGCAGCCGACGCCAAGAGAUCCGAUGACUGA
This is a messenger RNA of Cordyceps fumosorosea ARSEF 2679, 1518 nucleotides long. RefSeq lists its product as hypothetical. Gene Ontology annotation, molecular function: antiporter activity; phosphoenolpyruvate transmembrane transporter activity. Lineage: Eukaryota; Fungi; Ascomycota; Sordariomycetes; Hypocreales; Cordycipitaceae. The record is from RefSeq and is a predicted model, not a curated record. The transcript is spliced from 2 exons. Gene Ontology annotation, cellular component: endoplasmic reticulum; Golgi apparatus. Gene Ontology annotation, biological process: phosphoenolpyruvate transmembrane import into Golgi lumen. The coding region runs from base 1 to 1518 and encodes 505 amino acids.